CCGGCCCCGGGCCCGGCUCCGGCAUGGAUGUGAGGUUCUACCCCGCGGCGGCCGGGGACCCCGCCGGCCUGGACUUCGCGCAGUGCCUGGGGUACUACGGCUACAGCAAGUUUGGAAAUAACAAUAACUACAUGAAUAUGGCUGAGGCCAACAACGCUUUCUUUGCGGCCAGUGAGCAGACGUUCCACACCCCAAGCCUCGGGGAUGAGGAGUUUGAAAUCCCUCCGAUCACGCCUCCUCCAGAGUCAGACCCCGCCCUGGGCAUGUCGGAUGUACUUCUACCCUUCCAAGGCCUCAGCGAUCCAGUGCCUUCCCAGGGAAGUGAAUUCACACCCCAGUUUCCCCCUCAGAGCCUGGAUCUUCCUUCCAUUACAAUCUCAAGAAAUCUCGUGGAACAAGAUGGCGUGCUCCAUGGCAGUGGGUUGCAUAUGGAUCAGAGCCAUGCACAAGUGUCCCAGUACCGGCAGGACCCCUCCUUGAUCAUGAGGUCCAUCGUCCACAUGACCGAUGCUGCCCGCUCCGGGGUCAUGCCUCCAGCCCAGCUCACCACCAUCAACCAGUCUCAGCUCAGUGCCCAGCUGGGGCUGAAUCUGGGAGGGGCCAGCCUGCCCCACACUUCUCCUUCACCUCCAGCGAGCAAGUCGGCCACCCCCUCGCCUUCGAGCUCCAUCAAUGAAGAGGACGCUGACGAAUCCAGCAGAGCCAUUGGAGAGAAAAGAGCUGCUCCCGAUUCUGGCAAGAAGCCCAAGACUCCAAAGAAAAAGAAAAAGAAAGAUCCCAAUGAACCCCAGAAGCCAGUGUCAGCAUAUGCCCUGUUUUUCAGAGACACACAGGCUGCAAUUAAAGGUCAAAAUCCCAAUGCAACCUUUGGAGAGGUCUCAAAAAUCGUAGCAUCUAUGUGGGACAGCCUUGGAGAAGAACAAAAGCAGGUGUAUAAAAGGAAAACAGAAGCUGCCAAAAAGGAAUACCUGAAGGCCCUGGCUGCGUACAGGGCCAGCCUCGUUUCUAAGGCGGCGGCGGAGUCAGCAGAAGCGCAGACCAUUCGUUCUGUCCAGCAGACCCUGGCGUCCACCAAUCUGACAUCCUCCCUCCUUCUCAGCCCUCCGCUGUCUCAACACGGCACCGUGUCAGCAUCACCUCAGACUCUGCAACAGUCGCUCCCUCGGUCAAUCGCUCCCAAGCCUUUGACCAUGAGGCUGCCCAUGAACCAGAUUGUCACAUCGGUCACCAUCGCGGCCAACAUGCCAUCGAACAUUGGGACUCCGCUGAUCAGCUCCAUGGGCACGACCCUGGUGGGCGCACCACCGUCCACCCAGGUGAGCCCUUCCGUGCAAAGCCAGCAGCAGCAGAUGCAGCAGCAGCAGAUGCAGCAGCAGAUGCAGCAGCAGCAGAUGCAGCACCAGAUGCAGCAGCAGCAGAUGCAGCAGCAGCUGCAGCAGCAGCAUUUUCAGCACCACAUGCAGCAGCACCUGCAGCAGCAGCAGCAGCAGCUGCAGCAGCAAAUCAGCCAGCAGCAGCUGCAGCAGCAGCUCCAACAGCAGCUCCAGCUGCAGCAGCUGCAGCACAUGCAGCGCCCGUCUCAGCCUUCUCCUCGGCAGCACUCCCCCGUCACCCCGCAGAUGACGCCCCCCAUCCCUGCCAUCGGGAGCCCCCCACCAGCCUCUCAGCAGCACCAGUCGCAAAUUCAGUCUCAGACACAGACUCAAGUGUUGUCACAGGUCAGUAUUUUCUGAAGACGCGCGUGGCGGACGGAUGGGUGUGUAUGGAGGCGCGUGGCAGACCAGCCGUCGGGGGCUGAGACUUGUGAGUUGGCGCUGGUUACGCAGACAUGUGUGGCAGAUCACAUGGUCCUCUCGAGUGUCUAUUAGAUAGGCGAUAAGAACUACAGUGUAGCUGAGCAUCAUCUUCUAGCGGACUCGGAACCACUUUGUUUUUAAACAAGACAAGCUGUGCUCUUUUAUGUGAUGCCUUUUUUAUUUAUUCAGGCUAUACCUACAAUAUGUGAAUCAAACUGUUUCAUGAAUCCUGGGACAUGCUGAUGACUAUAAACUGGCCUCUCUGAGUCAUAGAAAAUGGCCUUAUUUCUCCAGAAGUGACUAAACCGCACUUCGAGCCUGUUUGAACUUCCGAAACCCUAAACAUAUAAAAAGCACAGUUGUAACUACCUGAAAUAUGAAGAUCCAAUUUCAUACAAACAUUUGUAUGACAUGAAUAGUUGAUGGCAUUUUUUUGUCAUGAAAAAAAAAUAAUGUAAAUCACAGACUUUUGCCAAAGGUCUUAUUUUUUUCUUUUUUUCCUAAAUCUCUCCAGAAAAAAAAAAAAAGCAAGUGAUUAGAUUCUGUUGUUGACUCAUUUCCACUUUUUACCCAUGACUUCUCCAAAUCGAACCACCGUAUCUGUCGUAACAAUAUCUAUGACCACUGUUAGCCCAUUAUAUUCAUUCCAAUUAGAAGAAAAGAAUGUGAAUAUUAUAUUCUGUGUUUUGAGUGACAAGUUUCGAAAAAUGAAAACACUGUAUUUUUAAAAGGGAAAGGAACUUAAAUGAAAACGGUUAUUACAAAAGUUAAGAUUUAAAAAAAAGCAAGAGUUUUUAUUAUGAUGUAAUACUGGUAGAAUAUUUAAAAGGCGCACCACAUCUGAAUAAUCAAUGUAAAUAUUUUCUUUCAAAGUUGUAAGUUUUCAUAUCAUGUGAUGUAAAGUUUUCAUAAACGAGGCUUUAACGUAAACACUGGUGACAUGAACCAUUCAUUGCUACGUUGCUUAUUGUGUUUUUAUGCUGUUUUAUACUUUUUUAUGAGUUACGAUAGCAGCAAUUAAGUUGUUUGUAUUUUGCUUAACUAAAACAAAAAUGCUUUUAUCUUGCUAUAGAAUAAACACAUUUCAGUACAAACUGUGGACUGUAUUUUGAUGCAACAACCAGGAAACUGUUCACUUUUCAAAUAAAAUGAUAUGUCACAUUUCA
Molecule: messenger RNA, 2962 nt
Organism: Hipposideros armiger (great roundleaf bat)
Lineage: Eukaryota; Metazoa; Chordata; Mammalia; Chiroptera; Hipposideridae
Gene: TOX3
Product: TOX high mobility group box family member 3
Exons: 7
Coding region: 24-1733 (569 amino acids)
Biological process (GO): regulation of transcription by RNA polymerase II
Cellular component (GO): nucleus
Molecular function (GO): chromatin DNA binding
Source: RefSeq, a predicted model, not a curated record